This is a messenger RNA of Styela clava, 2484 nucleotides long. RefSeq lists its product as uncharacterized. Lineage: Eukaryota; Metazoa; Chordata; Ascidiacea; Stolidobranchia; Styelidae. The record is from RefSeq and is a predicted model, not a curated record.
AAAGUCAAUAUUUUGUAGCAGUGUUUGGUUUUUGAAAUAAAUACGUUAUCACUGUUGUAUCAAAGCUAUUCAUUCGGACAUAUUUCAUUGAUAUCUGGAGAAGGUUAUACAAUGUCAUCAUCAUCGAGUGACAGCGAUUGUGAUGAAAAAGAAAGAAACAGUCAAGGUGAUAGAAAUACACUUUGUACAAAGCAUUACUGCCAGGUCAACAAUGGGAAGGUAAAAAGUUUUGGGGAUCCUAGUGUUGAUAUCGUGACAGAAAUUUGGGCAACAAACAAGUCAAUGACUAAGCACAUUCCACUGCGAUAUAUACUUGUCAUCGAUGUAAGCUCCAGUAUGGGAGUUGAAAUCGGUCAUGGACCUGAUUCACUUCUUGACAGAGUGAAGAUAUUUGCCGAAUUAGUCAUUGAUGAAAUAUCAGAAGAAGAUUCUUUGGCAAUUGUGACGUUUUCCGAUGAAGCAGAAGUGGAGUUAGAAAUGACUGUCAUGUCAGAAGAUGAAAAAGAAUUAGCAAGAAAUGUUGUGCAAUAUCUUCAUACGAAGCAAAACACGAACCUGGAAUCCGGAUUGAUGGCUGGACUUGAUGUCAUAGCAAAGAAUCCUUCGCCACAUUCCCGGGACUGCAUUAUACUUUUCACCGACGGAGAAACAAACACAGGGGAACAAGAUGUAGAAGCUCUGGUGAAAAAUUACAAAGAACGUCAAGAUAAUAUGGGAAGAAAAACUUGUGUUCCCGUAUCAGCAUUCACAAUCGGCCAAUACCUCCCUGUCUUAUUAGCAGAAUUAGCUGAUUUUCUGGGAAGUGAAGCUUUUUACUGGUUGAACGAGGAAGAAGACUUUGAAUCCGAUAUGCUUCUUCCAAUAUUUUUGAGGGAGACAACUGCAAUAUCAGACAUUACUAUUCAAAUGAAGUGCUUGUUGGAUUUUACAUUCGAUGCCGAUUCCUUGUCAAGAAAACAUUUACAAAGCUCAUCUCUGUCAGAACUGGAAUAUUUUGUGCAUUCUAUACCGGGAGGAGUCAAGAAACACAUUUCAUUUACAAUCAUCCCACCUGAGAGGAGUUUAAAGAAUUUUCGAAAGGAAAGGAUUGUCGAAAUCAAAGUUAGCUUUACGGAUGGAAGCUUGAAAAAGAGAGAGUUAAACGGUUUCGUAUUAUUUUCUGCUUUGAAUUUGAGGAAAUGCAGAGCCAGAGGUAAAAGAGAAAAAGGAGUAAGAUACUCAGAUAUCACUGACGGCAUUGCAGCGUACACGAUUGAAAACAAUAUAGUGGAUUCAUCUUGGAUUGCAGCUCAGGAAGCUUUAGAAAUGAUCGUGAGAGAAGAUUGUAGAGAAUUGAGUAUGAAUGAACUGGACAACGUUCUAUACCAUAUACUAGAAGAGGAAGAUCAUCUCACAGUCAAUUCUUUUGAACAAGCCAUUUCCAGUAUCCUCGACAUCAAGACAACGUACAGAACUGUCAUUUUCGGACAUAAAAAUCAGUGCACAGCAAGAAUCGACGCAUGUGCAGAUGACUGGAUUGAAAGGUUGAACUUUGGCAAAUCUAUCGCCAAUCCAUAUAACUACGGAAGAAUCGCAGCUUUACAAUCAUCAAUCGCUACAGAAAUGCCCGUUGCAAAAGGUGUUUAUCACAUGGAGCAAAAACAACUGUACAUGCCCAAAAAUAUUCAGAAAAGAUUGAGAGAAUACGAACGAAUUGUAAAAAAGUUCAAAAGGCUUGAAGAUUUCGGAACCUCCAAAGUAUUCGAAGGGAAAACGAUACUCAUAUCAGAAACUUUGCGAACACAAAAAAUUGGAGCGAAACGAGAAUCGUAUGCAGAAAUUGUAAUAAGGUGCGGAGGAAGGCCAGAAUAUUUUGUUAUUGUGAAUCCUUAUAAAAAGCGACCUGGCUGGUAUGUCGAAAAAAACUAUGAUGAUUUCUUUCUUGUUUGCUGUAAAAAAGAUUAUAAAAAGAAUUCAAUGUCAGUUCGCGAUUCCAGAAAAGUACAGAUUCCAAUCGUUCGGAAGGAGUUUCUGUUUGAAUGCAUUAGAAGGAAAAAGUUUUUAAAUAUGGAAAGUUAUUUUUAUAAUUUUCCAUGAAAUCUUGUAAGUAGUACAAAAAAGUCAAUAUUAUGAAGGCAUGGAAGAAGGAUAUUCGCACUACGACACCCAAUUGUAACUCAAAUAGUUGAUAACAUUACCAUGUCCAGCUGGAUUAUCGUGGAAUUAGAUAAGUGCAUAUAGGUUCCUCGAUUGUCGUUUCUUGAAUUUUAUUCAUUGACCUUGUCUAUUCUUUUCUUACGAUCUCGGGAUUCUAAUUUUUUUCUCUCAUCGUGUAUUUAUUGUAAUGUUAUUUAAUAUUCAGUUGUAAAAAGUUUGCUCGCUCUUUGGCCGAUACUAUUUUACAGUACACCCAUAAAUUGUCAUCGAAUCGUGAUAUGUAUACUUAACUAAGGUAUACAAGCUUGAAUGAUGUAGCAUGAUUGAUAUGCCUUAUGAAAUAUUAGG